Limulus polyphemus (Atlantic horseshoe crab) is the source of this 8804-nucleotide messenger RNA. RefSeq names its product mitogen-activated protein kinase kinase kinase kinase 5-like. The record is from RefSeq and is a predicted model, not a curated record. Gene Ontology annotation, biological process: protein phosphorylation. The coding region runs from base 1245 to 3986 and encodes 913 amino acids. Lineage: Eukaryota; Metazoa; Arthropoda; Merostomata; Xiphosura; Limulidae. Gene Ontology annotation, molecular function: ATP binding; MAP kinase kinase kinase kinase activity. The transcript has 30 exons.
UGUUAUAUUACUUAAUAGACCGUAACGUCAGGGUGAAAAGAGAUUACACGAAAUAGGAAGUUAAACGUUACCCAUUUUUUAUACAUCAAGAGUUAAUUUUUAAUUGUGAGUCGGGUUUUGAAAGGGUGUUCAAAUGCAAACCUUAAAAGUAACGUGAGAUAUGAGACCAAGUGUUCGCAACACGAGGAUUUUAUAUUUACAACUAGUACUACUGCCACAGUAUCUAACUAACGACGAGUAACUAUUUAGUAUUUUAUAAAUUAAUUUAUAGGCCUAAGUUAGUUACACUGUUAGUGCUACGAAAAAUGGAAGAUUAAAGUAAUGUUCAUUUUAUUAUGACGUAGGUGUAGCAUGUAUCUUCAAACACGUAUAGAACAUUUUUGAAGUUCGUUUUCACAGCCGUCAGUUAAUACUAGUAAUAAUAUAAGUAACAACAAUUCGAAUUCGAUUCCUCUAACUUCUAGUCUACUGUUCAGUGUUCUACAGAUCAGUAGAGUCAUGGUUAGCAGUAACACUAGCACUGUAGCAGUACUACAAUUAUUAUUACUAUUGAAGACAACCAUUCACUCGAUAGUCCUGCACUAGCACUUUUUACUGUGGAAAGUUUUUCAUAACUUGGGAUUUUCUUGCAAAAUUUGUUUGUUCUUGUAGAUCAUAUGAUCACAAACGACAUCUUACUCUUACUGUCGACGUGUGACAUUAAAUCACAUAAAUCAAAUGCAAUUAAUGACAGCAGCAACUCGUAGUUGCACCUCUCACGUAAGACCAGUUAAGCUUGAAGCCAGUGAAGGUUUUACUUUUAACCAAACUACUCUGAACAGAAGGAAGAAAGAAUUAUCGUGGCCCAUGUGUCGUCACAUUGUUGGCAAAUAUAGAGCCUGCAUCAACAAAAUUGAUAUUGUUAUUAGCACUACUAGGCCUCUCAGUGUCAAUAACUAUGGGUAAUAGAUUUUAAACUUGAAUAAAGGUUUAUUAUCGAUCAAAGUAGAUGAGAUUUUGAAUAUAAUAACAGAAGUUUUUUAAAUAAACGUUAUAAAUAAAUAAACCUAUAAAGAAGUAACCUGAUAUUUUUGAAAGUAAGAUAGCCAAGAUUGGUGUUUUACCAACCAUUUGUUCAUUAUUCAAUAGUCACUGCUGUCGAUGACAUUAUGUUUGAGCCAUUAUUAUUAAGAUGAGUGUAGCUGAUAAAUUGUAAAGUGAUAUGUGGACUUACAAAAUAGUAGUCUGACACUUGAUAAAAAAAAAUGGAUAUUUCAAGACGUAAUCCUCAAGAUGAGUAUGAACUUGUGCAAAGAAUUGGAAGUGGAACUUAUGGGGAUGUUUAUAAGGCACUGCGAAUGUGUACAGGAGAGAUGGCAGCUGUUAAAGUUAUUAAACUAGAACCAGGUGAUGACUUCUCUAUUAUUCAGCAGGAAAUAUUAAUGAUGAAAGAUUGUAGACAUCCAAAUAUUGUGGCUUAUUUUGGAAGCUAUCUCAGGAGAGACAGACUUUGGAUAUGCAUGGAGUACUGUGGUGGUGGGUCCCUACAGGACAUUUAUCAUAUCACAGGACCCCUGAUGGAAGCACAAAUAGCCUAUGUGUGUCGGGAAACAUUAAAAGGCUUAGAAUACCUUCAUUACAUGGGGAAAAUGCAUAGGGACAUUAAAGGUGCUAACAUUCUGUUGACGGAAGAUGGGGAUGUAAAACUUGCUGACUUUGGAGUUUCUGCACAAAUAACGGCAACUAUCAGCAAACGAAGGUCAUUCAUUGGCACACCUUACUGGAUGGCUCCUGAAGUUGCAGCUGUAGAACGUAAAGGAGGCUAUAAUCAACAGUGUGAUAUAUGGGCCUUAGGAAUUACAGCAAUAGAACUUGCAGAAUUACAGCCUCCCAUGUUUGACCUUCAUCCCAUGCGGGCACUUUUCUUGAUGUCCAAAUCUGGUUUUAAGCCUCCAACGCUUAAGGAUAAAAAUAAUUGGUCUCCAAAUUUCCACCAUUUUGUGAAAGUAGCCUUGACAAAAAAUCCAAAGAAACGACCUACAGCUGAACGACUUCUUUUGCAUCCAUUUCUACAAGGAAACUUACCGAAACGACUAGCCAAAGAACUUCUUGAUAAAGCCAAUAAUCCACAUCAUCAUUUUGCAGACUUUGACCUUGAUGAUGAGGGGGCUAUACCUGAUGUACCACAACGAAUUACAUCUAAAAGAUCGGAUAAAAUGAAGCAGAGAACCAAGUCAGAACUUCACAUGGAAAGUCUGAAUUUUGAACCUCCUUUGUUGACUGAAUUAUCAACAGCAACAGAUCAGGACACUGGGCAGUGUGAUAUAUCACAAGCUUGGGGAAUUUCUGAGGACAUUGGAUCAGAAAGCCACUAUGAUUUAGCCACAGCUUGGAUGGAACAGGAUUCUGAUGCUGAAGUCAUUCACAGACUUAACCAAGCAGCUGAAACUGAGGCACGAUUCUGUGAUGCACUUAGAAGUCUCUUAGAAAUAGUUGAUGAAGAACUUCUCCACAGGGGCCAUAUGGAAAGCUUAGCAGAGUUUGAAGAUGAUCUAAAGUUUUCACAGCAGAAUACAGUACGACCUCAAAGAACUCAUUCUGAGGGAGCAAAAGAUUUUCGUCAACAAGCAAGAGGAAAGAUGAGACCAAGGUCUAUAGGUGAAAAUGGUCACCUUCCAAACCUAUAUACUGAUACCAAAAAUGAUCUUGAUAGAGCAGCAACACUUACAUCUGGUGUUUCUUUGGCAGAUAAUGAUUGCAGAUUCCAAGAAAAAAGAUCAUCUUUAAUUGCAGAUUCCAGUAAAAAAGAUCAUCUUCUCCUACAACUGAACUCCUUGGCGAGUUGUUAUAAUGAGCCAAAUGAUACCAGUAGUAAACAGGAAGAGAGUGGAAACUCUACAUCUCUGGAAGCCCCACCCCAGGCACCACCCAGGAGACGAGACAGAAAGAAAUAUAUGCCACCAAAACCAGUAUGUAAUGGUCUUCCACCAACACCCAGAGUUCAUAUGGGUGCAUGCUUCUCUAAAGUUUUUAAUGGGUGUCCACUCAGGAUUCACUGUGCAGCAAGUUGGGUCCAUCCAGAAACAAGAGACCAAAUCAUUUUGUUUGGUUGUGAAGAAGGAAUUUAUACUUUUAACCUGAACGAGCUUCACGAUGCUUGUGUAGAUCAGCUCUAUCCAAGACGAACAACAUGGAUGUUUAUCAUUAAAGAUGUCUUGAUGUCGCUCUCAGAUGAAAGAGUCUUAAAAAGUUUUCAAAUAAAGUAUAAGAGAAAAUUUGCUACCACUACCAAAGUCCCUGAUACCAAAGGAUGCUUAAGAUGCUGUGUUGCCAGAAAUCCUUACAAUGGGUACAACUACCUCUGUGGAGCCUUGCCAAACGGAAUUUUCCUGAUGCAGUGGUACAACCCAUUAAACAAAUUCAUGUUGUUAAAGCAUUUUGAGAUUUUUAUGCCCAGCAAGCCUGCAGUUUUUGAGAUGAUCAUAACACCGGAUUUAGAAUAUCCCAUGGUUUGUGUGGGAGUGCGUAGAGGGCGUGACAAAGGACACUUGAAACUUGACAUGAUAGAUCUUAACUCUGCAGGGAGCUGGGUUAAUGAUGACAGAGAAGGAACAGAAACUGUUGUCACAUGGCACGAGUAUCUGAACAUUGUCAAUGUGUCACACUUGGAGAGAGAUACGAUUUUAGUGUGUUACGACAAUCUUGUAAAGGUUGUAAAUCUUCAAGGGAAAUUAAAAUCCAGUAGAGCACAACCUGCAGAGCUGCAGUUUGAUUUCCAAAUAGAAUCUAUAGUAUGUCUGACUGACUGCGUAUUAGCAUUUCAUAAACAUGGAAUGCAGGGUAGAAGUUUCAAAAACAAUGAAAUAGUUCAAGAAAUUCAUGACUACACAAGGACAUUCCGCUUGUUAGGCUCAGACAGGAUUGUUGUGUUAGAAAGCAGACCAACAGAUGAGCCCAACAGCCCUUCAAACCUGUAUAUACUGGCUGGGCAUGAGAAUAGCUACUAGCAUCGUUUUAUGCUUUUAAAGCUGCAGAUUGUGGUUACCACCUUCUACCAUUUUGUUAUGUUAUUCUACAAAAAAUGCCAGUUUCCUCUUCAAAUUAGAACUGGCAAGAAAUUCGUAAAUGUGCCCUGAAGAUGAACAGUUUGCUCAAGGAAUGAUUAAAGUUUGUUUAGCCACAAGUACAGAUGGGAGUCACUUAAUAUAGGCUGUGUGAAAGUGGAGAACAAUUGGUUCAAGUUCUGAGUCUUUGAAUUUUUUUUAAAUGCACAAAGAUAUGUAUAGAUGGUUAACUGAUAAGUGGCUUAAUAUUUAACAUUGCAGAGUGCAAAGCCUGUGCUUUGAGUUGACUGCACAAUAACUAAAUAGCAUAAGGCCAAAGACUACUUUCAUUUGUUGUACAGUGUAAAGUGGAGUUUUUCACCUUAACCUGAUUAUUUAUACAUCUUGAUUGUGUAUGUAGAGGUCUUGAAUGUUUUUAUCUCUAUGUUAUUAUCAAAUGUUGUGUAAAUAUCUAGUAGAGAAUUAUAUUGGUGGAUAUUAUCAACUGUAUGUAGUUUAAAAAUCACUUCCUGUUACUAUAUUCAGUUUUCUGAACAUGAUGAGCAUAAAAUAUAUGAUUGUCUAUUUGUUGUAUAUAAGCAGAACUGUUAAGUUACUUUUUUGACACAUUUGUGUGUACCAUUUAAAUACAUGAUCUAUGCAGAGAGUAGAAAGUUUAAUCUUUAUUUCUUGUGAGUGUUUUUGUGCAAUGUUUUUGCCUCUUUCCAUAUAAAUUGCUGACUUUUGAAAUUAUUAAAGAAAGAAAAAAUAUAUAUAUAUUUAUUGAACUUGGUUUAGAAUAGUGUAUAUAUAUAUAAAAAACAUAACAUUUAAGUUUCUACAAGUAGAUAUUAAAGGUUAAACCAGACAAAAAAGUAACUGCAAAGUUUCUUGCUACUCAGGUUUUACAUCGAAUUAUGUAUGAUUAAAAGCUUUAAUAGUAAGAAUGUAAAGAGACCUUGUUGACAUCAGUAUGUUAUUUAUACUUAGAAAAAUUUCAUGUACUGAAGAAUUUAAGCUUGUAGGAAUACUAAUUAAUUUUUCACAAAUUUUGACAAAAUCUUUUAAUAAAAAAAUUAGGAAGAAAACAGAUUGUGGUCUGUGUGCCAAAAGUCAAGAUUUUUGUGUCUUUAUGUUAAGGCAGUUUUCAGGUUUUGAUUCAGCUUUAUUUCAAGUCUUUUAACCUCAUGAUUAGAGCAAUAGAUUUAAAAAGAAAUGAGUAUUAGGUAUAUUUUGAUAAAUUGUUUUUUAUUUGACAAUCUGAUGUUUUUUUUAUGAUCUAUCUACUCUGUUUCUUCGUAAUAUGUAAGUUAAUUGAUAUUGAUAAAUUUCUAUUUCCUAGACAUUUCUCUGUCAAAAUUAGAUCCUGUUCUUUUAUGACUAUAACUCAGUGCUCCUUCGAGUGGCUUUGAAUGAAGUGUCAGGAAUUGUUCUGUUUUUGCUACUCCAUGUAUAUAGACUUUAAUUGAAGAGCAACAUAACCCUAACCUAAUCAAAUUGAAUAUUCUGUGGCUCAUCCAAGUACUUCUUGACAUAGGUUAUUUAUAAAAUUCAGAGAAUAAAGAACUGUAUCUGUUUCAUAGUACACUGCAGAAUUAAUUUAUAAAACUUAAGAGAUGAAUUUCUAUCUUGUAUGCACAACAGCAAGUAAAAAUUGUGUACUGAAAGCUCACAUUAUUUUAUCAGCUUUUGAUGUGCAUGUACUGUGCUCUCCAGUAAUAUUUUAAGCUUCCUUACAUAAACAAUAUUAUUUUUCCCGUACUAUAUAGUCUUAACAACUCUUGCCAAGUGAAACACAUCCAUAUUUGUGGGUUUUCUAUUCUGUCAUAAAUGGUAUGAUUGAAAUAAGUAAAAGUGCAAGUACUUCUUGCAGUACUUUUUUGUAACCCUAAAGGAAUCACGAAACUUUGUAGCUAAUAUUUAGAUGAAAUUCUAAUUUGUCUUGUGCUAUGAUAUCAGAAAAAUAUGAAAAUGUCAUACAGUAAUAAUACUUUUGAAGUGCCCUUCAUGAUUGAUACCAUCUAAGAAAUUUCAAGUUCUGUUGAAAGUACUACAAUAAUUACGAAGAUUUUCAAACAGAAAUGUACCUCAUUGAGUAUGUAUUUGUAGUUUUUUUAGUUUUCAGAACACAGAAAUAUUUGAUUUACACAGAGAUCUAUUGAUAAUUUCAAAUGUGAAGAAUUUUUAAUUUGACACGUGUGAAAAAUGUAAUACAGUCGUCAUAACAUAUGAUCUCAAUACUGUCAUACUGUAAAAUAUUAUGAGUGAAUAUCUUCUUCGGGCCUUUGAUCUCCAUACGUUAGAGGUCAAAUACCUUUAACUAAUCACAUCUCCAGUCAUAUGAUCUCUGUGACAUGUUAUUGUGAAAAAAAAUUACUAUUCUAACAUGCAUAUAUUUAUAUAUAGUGUGUAUGUAUGAUCUCUCUCUACUGUAUGUUGACAAAAAAAGCCAUUUUUCAAGUAAUACACAUUCAGAUCUCUAUUUUAUGUGCCUUUUUUUUCUUUUUCUUUUAAAAUCAUUCUUUGUGUAAUUCCAUCAAGAUCUCUAAUAUCUGCAGCUUUUUACUGAAGAAAACCCAUUAACGUUAUAUUUCAUAUCCAGUUCUUUUAACUAGAUAAGAGUGAUGAGAAUAAGGAAGACAAGAGCUAAAGUAUGGAAAGGUAUAUAUAUAUAGUUUCAUGAUCUUUGAGCAAACUCUAAGAGUACUUGGAUGUGCUGCUACAAGUAGUGAAGAGCUUAAACAAGUUAUGGUGUGGGCAGAAAGAACAAUGCUUGAUUCUGGCUGUAGUGUAUAUAUAUUGAUGGUCUUUGAGAAGUUUGCAUUCUAAUUUUGUUUUAAACAUAUAAACAAGUGUUAUUUAUGUUUGUUAAAGUGUUAACUACUAUAGCGAAUAGCAAUAUUAUUGUCAUUAGAGGGCGUUGAGAGGAACUUUUUACUCUUUAUGAUAAAAGCAAAUAAAUGAAAGGUAAUGACCAUUUCAAACUCCUAAACCAUUUUUGAUGGGAGUGGGGGGUGUAAAGUAAACUUAAAAGCUGAAGAAGUUAAAGCUGUAAUUUACCUCUAGAUAUAAAUACCCACUUUUAUGUUUAUUUUGUCAUGAGUAUUACUUCUUUUGUGGUUUAUAAAGAUUGUAUAUGUCUACAUUAAUUUUACAAAAAAUUGUUUGUAUGUUUAGAAAAAGACCAUUAAGUUGUGUUACCAAUUGAAUAACUUUUUUUAAAAAUAAUGCUAAAGUGCUAUUUAAGGUCAUGACAUAAUCAACUUAAUUAUUAACUGUGAUUAAGGCUUCCCGUUAUUGUUAUUUGUUUGAUUUAAUAUUUAUACAUCAUAUUUGAAUGGUUUAUAUAAUAUAUUUGGACUUAAUGAAUUGUUAUUGUCACAUUUAAAGCUAAAUGGGAUAGUCAUAUCAGCAAUGUCCUGUCUAGCAUUUUUAAUGACAUUUACAUAGCUCUUGGUAAUAUUAAUACACUAGUUUAUAAUAAAAAAAAAAUUAUAUGUAUACGUGUGUGCGUGCGUGCGUGUAUGUGUGUGUGCAAGAGGUACAAUUAUAAUGUUAGUGAAUGUAGACUUUAGAAAGCUAAUUAACUUUUUUUAACAAUAAAAAUAUUUUAAAGCUGUUAUUGAUUUUUUUUUUUCAAGUCACUUAAUUCAGGUUAAUUAUUUUGCUAUUUAGCAGUGAAAUGGGUUGUAUGAUGCUGAUAAUUUUUCAUUACUCUAACCCUAUCUUUGUAUAUCAGUCUUAAUUUUUUUAUGUAGCACUGAUAAGUACUUAAUUAUAUACUUCACAGAUGUUUUUCCACCAGAGUUAUUAGAUAGAUAUUAGUAUGUUAAUCAAAAGGGAUUAUCCCAAAUAUAUAACAAAAACAGUUAAGUAAAGAAUGCUCAAUAUUUAACUAAGAAAGAUUUUUUAAAAAUGUAUACUUCUGCACACCAAGCAGUGAUAUACACAUUAGAAAUGUGAUAACAGAAGUCACCAUCUUAAAUGUCAAUUUUAACAACUUGAAUAGGAGUUAGAAAAAGAAAAUUCUCUUUAAGAUCACUCGCGUGUCAUUAUAUCUACAAAAAAAAAGUCUUAAUUUGAAUGUCACUUUACAACAAAGUAACCAUUAUAUACUGUUAUGCAAGCAAACAAGUUUGAAUAACAUUGUAGUCACUGUGAGACGUUAAGAAACAACAUGGACAUUAAUGUUUAUCUUUUUAUAUAUAUAUGUUUUGUAGCAGUCAAAAGACAAAAAAUAGCUGCUAUGGUUACAGAAGUGUGCAUGAUGUAAAAGCAAAGCAAAUGUUACUUUAAGCAAGAUUUGUUUUGGGACUAAAUAUUUUUUACUUAAGUUGCUCAAAACUAUAUUGUAUCUCAGUCGAUAUUCAAGAGUUUGACUUAUAUAAGUAUCUUCUUGUCUGUCAAACUUGAUUGUCGGGUAAACUUAGAGCAGUUUUGUUAGAUUUUAUACUUUUUAUAGCUGCAUAACUCAUGUUUUAUUUUAAAACUACAGAACAGACUUUGUUACUAGUCAGUGCUAUUUCACUUUUAAAAUGUAGUAACUUAUUUAUCAUGAUCACUUUUUUUACACAUUUAAUUUUAUAGUAAAGGGUUGCACACAAAUGUGAUGUUUAUUUAUGUGAUGUCACAGCAUAUAUGAAUGUUCUGAUCAUGCUUUUAAAGUCAAGCAUUUUGGCUCAGAUCUUUCUGAUUUAAUUUGAACUCUAAAUUUAAAAAAUGGUUAAAUGCUUUGUCUUAUUUGAUGUAUUUACUAUGAUUAAAAUUGUCUUCGAACCACAU